Messenger RNA from Lotus japonicus, 2351 nucleotides. Its product is annotated as SNW/SKI-interacting protein-like. The record is from RefSeq and is a predicted model, not a curated record. Gene Ontology annotation, biological process: mRNA splicing, via spliceosome. Gene Ontology annotation, cellular component: spliceosomal complex. Bases 166 to 1983 code for a protein of 605 amino acids. Lineage: Eukaryota; Viridiplantae; Streptophyta; Magnoliopsida; Fabales; Fabaceae. The transcript is spliced from 2 exons.
CCAUUCCUGAACCGACAUUCAAUUAUGAACCCACUGGCGCAGCGCGUUGUUUCAACUUUCCAAGGCUAUUCAAUAUUCAUCAUCGUAUACCAUAUCACUAUCCAGCUUCACCGUCUCACCUAAACGCACCGUCGCCAUCACCGUCGUCGCUAAUAAUCCAGAAUCAUGGCAGCUUUGAAAGAGCUUCUCCCUCAACCCAAAUCAUCUUCCACCACUUACUACGACCACAGCAACGAUCCAUGGUUCAAGCAGAGGUUCACCUCAUCGGAGGAGGAAAAGGCCUCCGCUGCGAUCAAGCAGAAGCCGGUGCCGCCAUACCUCAAGCGCGCCGGCUUCGUUCCUCGCAGAGUCGAGGAUUUCGGGGACGGCGGAGCCUUCCCCGAAAUCCACGUCGCACAGUAUCCUCUCGACAUGGGAAGGGAUAAAUCCUCGAAAACCGGUUCCAAGAUUCUGCCAGUAACUGUUGAUGCGCAUGGGAAUGUUGCUUAUGAUGCCAUAGUGAAGCAGAAUGAGAAUGCUAAGAAAAUUGUGUACACGCAGCAGAAGGAUUUGAUACCGAAGAUUUUGAAGAAUGAAGAAGAUGAUGGGAUGGAUGAGGAUGAGGAUGUGCAGAAAGAGAUUGAGGAAACCAUGCAGGAAACUAAAGCUGCUCUUGAGAAGAUAGUUAAUGUCAGACUCAGUGCGGCGCAGCCGAAGAAUGUUGCCAAGCAAUCAUCGGAUUCGAAGUAUAUUAAGUACAAGCCUUCGCAGCAGAGUGCGGCAUUCAAUUCCGGGGCGAAGGAGAGGGUGAUUAGGAUGGUUGAGAUGCCGGUGGAUCCACUUGAGCCUCCGAAGUUCAAGCAUAAGCGUGUUCCUAAGGCUUCUGGUUCGCCUCCGGUGCCGGUUAUGCAUUCGCCGCCUAGGCCUGUUACUGUGAAGGAUCAACAAGAUUGGAAGAUACCUCCUUGUAUUUCGAAUUGGAAGAAUCCAAAGGGUUACACGAUCCCGCUUGACAAGCGUCUUGCAGCGGAUGGGAGAGGCCUUCAGGAGGUUCAGAUCAAUGAUAAUUUUGCUAAGCUUUCGGAGUCGUUGUAUGUUGCGGAGCAGAAGGCUAGAGAAGCUGUUGCUAUGAGGUCUAAGGUUCAGAAGGAGAUGCUUUUGAAGGAGAAGGAAAGGAAGGAGCAGGAGCUGAGGGCUUUGGCGCAGAAAGCUCGUUCUGAGAGAACUGGCGUGGCCCCUCCAGCUGCUGUUUCUGCUGUUUCUAUGAGUAUGGAGAAGAGCAGUGUGGAAGAUGCUGAUAUGAGAGGUGAUUAUGAGCAUCCAAGGGAAAGGGAGAAGAAUUUUCCAAAGGAGUCGAGGGAAGAGAGGGAGGAUCGGCUGCAGCGUGAAAAGAUUCGUGAGGAGCGGCGCAAGGAGAGGGAGAGGGAGAGAAGAUUGGAGGCUAAGGAUGCUGCAAUGGGAAAGAAGAGUAAGAUCACAAGAGAUAGGGAUCGUGAUAUAAGUGAGAAAGUUGCUCUUGGUAUGGCUACUGCUAAGACAGGGACAGAGGUCAUGUAUGAUGAGAGGCUAUUCAACCAGGAUCAAGGGAUGUCAUCUGGGUUUGCCACUGAUGAUCAAUAUAAUGUGUACGAUAAAGGCUUGUUUACUGCACAGCCAACGCUUUCAACCCUGUAUAGGCCAAAGAAGGAUGUUGACAAUGAGACUUAUGGAGGUGCUGAUGAGCAACUAGAGAAGAUUAUGAAGACUGAUCGCUUUAAGCCAGACAAAGCAUUUUCUGGGGCUUCUGAAAGGGCAGGUCCAAGGGAUAGGCCGGUUGAGUUUGAGAAUGAAGAAGCUGAUCCAUUUGGUCUGGAUCAGUUCUUGACGGAGGUGAAGAAGGGUAAGAAGGCCAUGGAGAAAGUGGGCGGUGGAGGAACUAUGAAAGCAAGUGCCGGAUCUUCAAUGCGGGACGGUUAUGAGGGAGGUUCGAGUAGGACUCGCAUUGGAUUUGAAAGGGGACAUUAAGGAGCUCAGGAUUAAAUUAUGCCUAUUUCUCAUGCUUAGUGUUGAGUAUUACUAUUCACAGUGGUGGCAUAAGUUGGUAUGCGCCUUGAAAUGAAUAGUGGGGAUGAUCUGGUCGAAUUAGCACCCCCACCCUCUGGGUAUCAUAUUUUGGGUGGUGGAAUAAGCUGGUUUUGUAUUCUGUUGUGUUGAUGACAAUUUGUCUUUCAGUAAGUUAUAUUGAAUGAAUUUUAAUGUUUCAAGUAGAUAUUGUCUAUUAGAAAGUAGAAACUCUGGUAUAGAUGGUUGUUUAGAUGUAAGGAACAGCAUUGCAGGAUACUCUUCAUGCUGAUAUCUAAAUCUGUUACUUUAGAAUCUCUAUGUUGUAUUUA